Molecule: messenger RNA, 3466 nt
Organism: Triplophysa rosa
Lineage: Eukaryota; Metazoa; Chordata; Actinopteri; Cypriniformes; Nemacheilidae
Gene: khdrbs1a
Product: KH domain containing, RNA binding, signal transduction associated 1a
Exons: 9
Coding region: 149-1267 (372 amino acids)
Biological process (GO): regulation of alternative mRNA splicing, via spliceosome
Cellular component (GO): nucleus
Molecular function (GO): mRNA binding; poly(A) binding
Source: RefSeq, a predicted model, not a curated record
CGUCCGUCUCUGCGAACAUCCGCCGUGUUCUUUGUUACGAGAAAGACGCUUCAACACGCUUCUCCGCUUCCAUUUUCCGACACAUCCAACUGCUUGAUUAAGUUCUUUGUGCUAAUUUGUCAUUAAAUCUUUGUAAACCUGACCAACAAUGGAAGACAAGAAAGCCAAUGGCGACGGUAAAUAUCUGCCAGAGUUAUUGGCGGAGAAAGACAGCCUGGACUCCUCGUUCACCCACGCCAUGAAACUGCUUGGCGCAGAGAUCGAGAGGGUUCAAAAAGGCGAACCCAAGAAAGAGGCAGGAGAGACGUAUCUAGAUCUGUUCACUGCCAAGAAUGUCCGUGUGAAGGAGCGAGUGCUCAUUCCUGUCAAGCAGUACCCGCGGUUUAAUUUUGUAGGCAAGAUUCUGGGGCCGCAGGGAAGCACAAUUAAACGUCUGCAAGAGGACACGGGGGCCAAGAUUUCAGUGCUGGGGAAAGGAUCCAUGAGAGAUAAGAACAAGGAAGAGGAGCUGAGGAAGGGCGGAGAUCCAAAAUAUGCCCAUUUGUCCAUGGAGCUGCACGUUUACGUUGAGGUUUUUGCCCCCAUUCCGGAUUGUUAUCUGCGCAUGGCACACGCUAUGGAUGAGGUCAAGAAAUUCCUAAUGCCUGUGGAUAACAUUGAUGAGAUGCACCAGGAUCCUUACAUGGAUCCAGGGUAUCUGAAUGGAUCUCAGGAUGUUCCUGGUCAUGCCAGAGGAGCCCCUCCAGGCAGGGGGCGUGGUGGACCACCACACCCUAGGGGACGCGGUAUGCCCCCUCGUGGCGGAGGACCCCCUGGCGGAGCUCCACGAGGAGGUCCAGGACGAGGAGCUGCAGCGAGGGGGGGCUCUGCACAACGUGGUGGUCAUCCGUCCGCCGGACCAACCAGGGGAGGAGCAUCCACCCGGUCGAGACCGCCAGCAUCUGCUCAGAGAAUGACACCUGCACCUGCUCUGUCCCACCAACAGCAGCAUCAUCAACACCCACCGAAACCCGAAGGCUACGCCGAAUACGCCUAUGACGAACCGUACCCAGAGGCAUCUUAUGAGGGAUAUGAAAGCUACUACAGCCAGCCUGCUUCUCAACCAGACACAGAAUAUUAUGAUUACGGUCACGGAGAGGCACCAGAGACUUACGAGUCUUACGCUGAAGAUGAUUGGGAAAACAGUGCUUGGAGUGGCAGUGGUGGAAAGGCAGCAGCAUCCCGCCAGACUAAAUCUUACCGGGAACACCCAUACGGCAGAUACUGAAUGCUGCUCGGCACUGUGGUUGCCUGGGCAACCCCUUCCUCUUCUAACCCCCUGUAACCAUCAAAAAAGUAAUUCUAGUUGUUUUUGUCUGUAUACCGUUUUAGUUCAUAUGCGUUUGGUUACUCUUAUAUAGAAUGCUAAACAAUAAUUUUUAGGUUUGUGCCGUGCUUAAAUUCUCUUUACCUUUGUUUUUCUCAUUGUUUUUUUAAAAAAUGUUUGCUCGCUGAAAAAUGGAUGAUCGAAGGCUAGAUAAUUAGCAGAUUACCACAUGUAAAAAAUGAUUUGCUUUAAAAAAUAAAAAACUGCCUGGCAAUGUUAGCUUGCUUAGAUUUGUUUCGAACACAAUUUUUGUUACGGCAAAACAAAAAAACACUUAGAACCGGAUGCAUAAAAAUACUAGUUCCUGUACAAACCAACCUGAUUACCAAUUUAAUGAAAAAUCUCAUGGUUUAAAGCUAACAUUUUCUUUAUAAAUAGUCCAAAAGUCAUUUUCCAAAACCUUUUAAAAUGUCAAUUAUUUUCCAUAUGCAAUAGUUAGUUGUCUUUACAGGAGCAAAACCAGUUGAGCUUUGUCGUUUUACGUUAAGUCAAGUAAAAGUACAGGCCACUCAAAGCAUUGUGCAUACUCUAUCCGAAUAUUAGAAAGUUUUUGUUUUGUUUAUAACUUGGCUGUUAAAAUAUUAGCAUAUUUGUGUGCAUUGCCUAACUAGGGACCUAAACAUGUCAAAAAAUGUUUCCCUAUCAAUGUCAAUAAAGCAUAGUUUUCUUUUACAGCCUUUAAAACGUUGUAUUUGACUUUUGUUAUUAUCAAAACUGAAAACUGCAUGAAAAUUCUGCAAAAAAAGUUUUACUGCCCUCAUGCAUAACUGUUCAUCAUGCAAAAUAUAUUGUGUAUAAACCGUUGCUAAAUACUAUGCAAUUACCAUGAGGUUAUUUGUAAUCUUUUAGAAGUCACACAAUGAUGUCUUGUACAAGAACAAUUGACAACAAAAUCGAGAAAGUUUAUUUGUUACGUUUGUCUCCAAAUAUGCAAAAUUUCUCUGCAAUAUAUGAUCUGCAAAGAACUUAAAGGGGUCAUAUCAUAGUUUAUUUUUAUUAACCCUUGAGAUACGAGGAAAAAAAUGCUGUCGCAUUAUAAACGUCCUUUACUUUCAACAAAGCGGCAAAAAUAGCUUGCGUGUUUGGUGACAUCUGGCAGGUAAAUGUGUUUGAACAGACGUGUUGUUCAUGCCGGUUUGACCCUGACAGUUUGUCUGCACUGUUUUGUGAUGCAGGCAUUGAAAACUUAAAGGUAGAACUCCAAAUCCUAAAGUAAAUGCAAAGAGAAUGUUUACAUAAUUCUUGCAAGAAUGUGAAAGGUCCUGUAUAACAAAAUUAGUAAUGGCUGACAUUUGAACUGAUAUGACCUCUUUAAAAUAAGUUAAUCUAUUGAAAGUUAACAACGAUUUAUACACAAUACAAGAAAACCCUGUAAAUGCAAUGUGUUUAUACCUGUUCCAAAAGCGGCUACAUCGUAUCAGUCACUAAAGGCCUCUGAUGUUACAGAGAUUGAUCUCUCCUCUUGUCUGUCAUCUAUUGUGAAGGAUCUUGAGGUAAGACCUGCCGAGUCCCCUCUAAAAGCACAGAUAGGUUUUUUUAAAGGUAAAGUAUACAUGCAAAUGACAGGUGUAUGGUCCUGAUCUGUCCCUGGGCGUGUGAAAUAAAACAGCGCGAGCAAAAGAAAACCGCAUUAGAUAUUGUGCUCAACCCACAGAGACGUGCUUUUGAGUUCAAGACAAAUGUUACUCGACUCUCGCUGGCUUAAUAAAAAACAAAACCAGGGAAGAAGGCGUAAAGUGUAACGCAAGCUUCAGAAAGGUAAUAUCAACCCUAAAUUUCCUCUCUUAGCACUAUGUUCACACAUUUGUAUACAAAUUAAAAUGUUGUUGUUUCCAAGGUUAAAACUCACCAAUAUUACUAAAUAUGGUUAAUGGAUAUAAAACGUUAACUUAUUAGUCGGUUUGUAAUCAAACUUUAGCUUUUUGGUCAAAAUCUUACUGUACUUAAAAAGUUUUUACUAAAUUCUGUUUUAGCUUUACAAAAAGACAAAAAGUAUCCUCAAAUCUAACAAGCUCAUAAUAUGUGUAGUAUAGGAUUUGUUGAAAUGAAACGUGUUGAGAUUGUAAGCUCGGUGUAUUAACUUUUAGUCUUUCUUGUGUU